AUCCCCCCCCCCCAAAUUCCUAACAUCCAUCUUCCCUCCUCUCCUCGCGGGCCUUUAAUGGUUCCCCCGUGGCCAACUCUCGUUACCGCAAUUCACUACAUUCUACCUACACAAUAGCUCAAUCUACAACCCUUAGCGCCUUUGCCUGGACCCUGGCCCGCAAAAGUGAAGAAGAGCUGCAUUUUACUCCAGUCCCAACCACACUUAUGGAUCACAUCGACCACCCUCGAUUCGCGGAGGCCGACUCACGCAAUAUCUAACCUACAGGUUGACGGGGGUCGAAGUUCAACCUUCCAAAUAAGCAAUGGCAGCGCCAGAGGUGUUGCAAAAGUGGAAGUACGCCCAGCAGGUAGAGAAGCAGCUGCAGGGCGAACUGAAGAAUAAGGAUCAUCUCCCUCGAUUUGGGGACAUCGACAAUCUCAUAAAAGAGUUGCGGAUUGCUUGCGAAGCCACCAUUUUCCUCGACUUCGAAUAUGCUACCAAAGAGGGCGUAGAGACCCACCUAUGGGCCGCGCAUAGCAUCAUCAAGGAUCGCUACAAGAGAUUGGUCGCGCACUAUCGAGAGAAGGAACCGAAAAAGCAUGUCGAGAGACGCAAGCUGGAGCAGCGUUAUGCUGAUUUUAUCAAGACCACCCAGUACUUCUAUAGGGGUUAUAUUCAGCGUCUUGCAUCGCACUUCUCUGGUAUGAAGGGACUGCGCCGAAUUGCCCAUCGACUUUCUCUUGAUUCCCUUACAGUUGAUGAGCGAGUCCAAGUUUCACCGAAGAUCGAGGAUCUUAUCGAAAAAUCCUGCCACGCAACACUUCUCCGCCUGGGCGACUUAUCUCGCUAUCGUAACGAACUCAGGACGAAGGACCGUAGCUGGGAACCUGCUCUGGGAUAUUAUGGCUUGGCGGGUGACCUGUGCCCCGACUCUGGAAGCUCUCACAACCAAAUGGCUGUCAUUUCUCUGGCCGAUGCAAAUUACCUGGAUGCUCUAUACCACCUUUACCGCGCUAUCGCCGUAAAGGAGCCUCAUCCUCUUGCUCAAGGUAAUCUUGAGUUACAAUUGAAGAAGAUCACGACUGCUUGGGAGAAAAGGAAGGGUCCGAACACAAAAGGAGAUAACGAAGCCACUUUGGUGCUGUGGUUUGUUCGACUUCAUGCUCGAUUUUACGCCGGACUUGAGUUUUCUGGUCAUGACGAGCUCGAAAAUGAAGUUCUGUCCCGCUUGACACUUUUGCUGAAGGAGCAGCCAUUCGAGACCACAUUACAGAAAAUUGUUCUCAUCAAUAUUGCUGCUGAAUAUUUUGCUGGUGAGAGAGUCAAGCAGGAAGGCUCUGAGGUUAGAGCUAAGAAUGCUGAUUCAUUCUACUUCUUUCUGUGCCUUAAUGUUCGGGUCCUUUCCGUUCUUCUUCAAACCCUUGGACCCGAACUUGAAGUACAAGGAACCGGCGAGGAGCUUCCCAAUGGGAAAAAAGGACCACAACCAGAGCGAUCAACCGAAAAGCUCGCGGCCGUCGCACGCAGAAUCUUACCGGCUCUCCGCCAGUACAGCAUUUGGCUUGUUUCUCGUGCACUGAUAAUUAUUGCUACUGAUCGUUCCAUCGGUCCAUACAUCAAGCAGAUGUGGAGCAUAUAUGCCGAUGUCCUGACGAAACUUCUCCGCUUCUUUCCCGUCAAGGAAUUACCCACCUUAAACUACCUGCUAGAAGAGGACGAGAUCACCGUUGGCUUCAAGCCAUUUCGCGAUCCCAACCUUGCUCCUGAGAGCAACUUAUACACUGGCGAGGAUGGGUUGUUGAAACCCAGAAGCACUGAUUCUGAGGUCGAGCGAAACCACCCAAACAUUGAAAUGAAAGCGCGAGUCCGCGAUAUACUUGUUUGCGCCUUGUGUCUGACAAGGGUAGAAAAGUCUCCGAUUGUGCUCAAUUCUAGCACAUACGAGUUUACAUUUGUCGAGGAAGGUCCACAGCUUGCUAGCCAGAUCCAAAGGGAUGGAACCGAUUCUGCCCGUACAAGUCCUAGGCCUGUCGGGAAUAAUUUCAAGGCGCCGAAAACCUCCAACUCCACUCGCCAAACGCCAGACGUUAUCCGCGCCGAAAGCCCGGCAGCGUCUGACUAUCCUCAGGGUAUGGAUACAGACAUGCAUCGUAUGGUUGACAGUCUUCUUGAGCCUUCGGAUGGAAGAUAUUCCGAAAGCGACGAGACAUCUUAUGGGAUGCAUAGCCAGACGGCAAACGAGAUUUUUGCAUCAGUCGGUCAAAAUGGUUAUCAGCUUCCCCAUCGUAGCACGCAAAAUAUGCUGCCCAGUUUACCGGGGAUCUGGAGCUCGCCAUUUACACCACAACCCAAUGAAUUGCCGGCCAAAAGUCAUGAGCAUCCAACUAGCACACGUCAACUUUCGCCAUUCCAGCUUGCGACCACUCGACAACAGUUUGCUGCAGCGGUGGCUCUCGAUGAGAUGACUGGUUACAGCAGGCCGAAGAACAAUUCUUGGAGUACAGAAAGCUCUAGACGCUCGUCUAACAUGAGAACGAACACGGUCAAUCAGAACACCGUCAAUCGCGUUCUACAGGAAUCUCUUGCCCAACAGUUCAUGCCAAAGUCAUCAUCUAUGUUCUCUGAGUCUAGCAGUAUUUACGCCAACACCCCGCAUGAUAGAAAUAUCUCAAACGGUGGAACCUUGAGUAAUGUCAUGUAUGCCGCCAGCAACGGCAACAAUACCACAGCAUAUGCUGGUGCAAGCGACUUCGACAGAGCCACCAUGUUGCAGAGCUCUAUUUGGAACAACAGUCAGCCUAGCUGGGGUGGUUAUGCUCAGACUCCACCGAGAGGACAGGGUGGCUGAGUAGCUUGACCGAGGUGCUUCGCAUGCAACAUUUAAGACGCAGCCCUUAAUCAACGUGGCAGCAUGGGAAUCUAUCCUUACCACAAGGGGUGAAUCACUCUUUCAACCCUGGGUGAUGUUACUGUCACUCAGAUAGGAUCAGUCUACCUCCGUGGAACCUUUCACUGGUUGAACUUCACACAAAGCAAGACCGGAACUUAGAAAUCCUCUCUUGGAAGUGUGUUGAAUGGACUUUUCGGUUUCUAACGCUAAUAUGCUCUAUGCUGCGAUCGUGGAGGAUCAUUCAUGGUCAUCU
Amorphotheca resinae ATCC 22711 is the source of this 3125-nucleotide messenger RNA. RefSeq lists its product as hypothetical. Gene Ontology annotation, molecular function: telomeric repeat DNA binding; protein binding; telomerase RNA binding. Gene Ontology annotation, cellular component: telomerase holoenzyme complex. The transcript has 4 exons. Bases 305 to 2830 code for a protein of 841 amino acids. The record is from RefSeq and is a predicted model, not a curated record. Lineage: Eukaryota; Fungi; Ascomycota; Leotiomycetes; Helotiales; Amorphothecaceae. Gene Ontology annotation, biological process: nuclear-transcribed mRNA catabolic process, nonsense-mediated decay.